Messenger RNA from Fraxinus pennsylvanica, 1026 nucleotides. Lineage: Eukaryota; Viridiplantae; Streptophyta; Magnoliopsida; Lamiales; Oleaceae. The record is from the annotation of a GenBank genome assembly.
AUGGAUUCCAGAAAUGCGAUGCCAUAUUUGGCUGCUAUUUUCUUACGCUUUGUGUUUGCAGGUUUGUUCAUAAUUGCAAAGCUUGCUCUGAACCUGGGAAUGAGCCAUUUCACCUUCACUGUCUACAGGAAUGCGACCGCCGUCGUUGUCUUUGGCCCUCUCGCCUUAUUAUUCGAAAGGAUUCUUGAUCAAAUCUUGUAUUAUGCCGGAAUGAAAUCUACAACAGCAAGUUUUGCAACGACACUCUUCAACUUUCUUCCAAUUAUAAGCUUUCUGUUGGCUUUGCUGUUGAGGCUUGAAAAGGUAAAAUUUAAAAGCUUACACGGCCAGGCAAAGGUUAUUGGAACUUUUGUCAGUGUUGGUGGAGUAUUGACCAUGGCAUUUAUCAAAGGACAUGUUAUCGGAUUGCCAUGGACCAAACACGAACCCAAAAGUGCUGCAGAUUAUCACCAAAAUUCCAUUAAAGGCCCUCUCAUGAUCUUAGGAGCUUGUUUAUGUUCCGCCAGUUUUAACAUUCUUCAGGCAAUAACAUUGGAGUCAUACACAGCUUCACUCUCCCUCACAGCUAUGAUAAGUGCAGUGGUUGGUGUCCUGGGCUUUAUAUUGUCGGUUGUGGUGGAGAAGGGCAUUCAUUUUACAAUGUGGUCGAUACAUUGGGAUAUUAAACUAUUAGCUUAUACCUACGGAGGAAUUUUCUGUUCAGGACUUUCUACUUAUAUUUCAGGAUAUAUAUUACAGAAAAAAGGACCGGUGUUUUUAACAUCAUUUAGUCCGCUAACCACGUUGAUUGUUGCUGUUAUGAGCGUUUUCAUUUUAGCAGAGCAAUUGGAAUUGGGAAAGAUUGUUGGAGGGUUUGUUAUAGUGCUCGGGUUGUACCUGGUGCUAUGGGGUAAGACCAAGGAUAAUCAUAACAGCUCAUCUAUGGUGCACCCAGAAGAGGAACCGUCAAUUCUUCAAGAAAUAAAUUCUUCUAUGAGGGCCUCAUCAAGUGAUGGCUCCCAAGCAAGAACUGCAGAUAUGGUUUAA